Molecule: messenger RNA, 1339 nt
Organism: Xenia sp. Carnegie-2017
Lineage: Eukaryota; Metazoa; Cnidaria; Anthozoa; Malacalcyonacea; Xeniidae
Product: arginine-hydroxylase NDUFAF5, mitochondrial-like
Exons: 1
Coding region: 60-1046 (328 amino acids)
Biological process (GO): mitochondrial respiratory chain complex I assembly
Cellular component (GO): mitochondrion
Molecular function (GO): S-adenosylmethionine-dependent methyltransferase activity
Source: RefSeq, a predicted model, not a curated record
CUCCACGUAUAUAUGGUCUGUUGUGUUAUUUUAUAAAUUGUGUUAGAAACCUGUAUGUAAUGCUAACGUAUUUACGCGUAACCUUCAAGUACUCAAAUGCUAUCUUUCAUCAUCAAACGUGGAAAUUAUCCCGUCAUAAAGCGACGAAUAGUCCUAUGAAUGUGUUCAAUAGACAGGCAAAACGGUUGCAGAAAAAUCGCGCAUCUUUGCUACCAAACACUGACGAUUACGACUAUCUUAAAGACGAAGCAGCGAGAAGAUUAGUGGAUCGUCUCAGCGAUGUUUCCCGUAAAUUUCCUCUGGUCCUUGAUCUGGGAUGUAACAAAGGACAUGUUGCAAAAUUCUUGACGUCAUCUCACGUGACGUCGCUAGUCCAAUGUGAUAUGUCCGAGGAAAUGUUAAAAAGAUCUUUCACAAAUACCGAUAUAUCCACAAAGAAGCUUGUGAUAGAUGAAGAAUUUCUUCCAUUCUGGGAAGGCACCUUUGAUGCUAUCUUGAGCAGUUUGAGUCUACACUGGGUUAAUGAUUUACCUGGGGUAUUCAGGCAAGUCAAUGCUGCCCUGAAGGAUGAUGGGAUGUUUUUAAUGGGUCUACUUGGUGGCGAGACAUUAUUUGAGCUGCGAUGCUCAUUACAGCUUGCCGAGAUUGAAGUGCUUGGUGGCUUUGGGCCACAUAUUUCACCAUUCACCCAAAUGACUGACAUAGGGGAUAUAGCUAGUCGGGCAGGUUUUAGUUUGAUUACAGUUGAUUAUGAUGAGAUAAUAGUGAAUUAUCCAAGUAUCUAUGAACUUAUGGAUGAUUUAAGAGGAAUGGGUGAAAGCAAUGCAUCAUGGUCUAGAAAACAUGUAUUACGAUAUAAGACAACUGAGGUUGCAUCACGAAUAUACCGAGAAAUGUAUGGUGGUGAUGAUGGUAACAUACCAGCGACAUUUCAAAUAUUGUUCCUCAUUGCUUGGAAGCCAUCGGAGAAACAAACAAAGCCUGCAGAAAGAGGAUCUGGAACAUUUAGUCUUAAGGAUAUUGAUCAAAUAGACUUUGAAAAAUAAAAAUAUAAUGACCACAUUCUUAUUUUGUGUUAUGAUUUGCAAAUCUAUUGAAUAGAUUUGUAGAUCACUAUCAUACAAUGUGGCAUUAUGCUGUGAUGGCAUAAGUCAAGGAAUCCUUGAGUGACAUGACAUCUGCUAGAAGCAGCUUAUUUCUUUUAAUUUAAUUCUAUUUUAUACUAUUUAUAAAGAAUUUAUAUAUUUCUAUAUCAGCUACUUUAAGCAAUACCUCAUUUUUUCAAGUGAACUGAAUCUUUUAUUGUGUUGAUGUGAUUAUAAAAUGAUAAUAAGCUGGA